Peniophora sp. CBMAI 1063 is the source of this 1635-nucleotide messenger RNA. The record is from the annotation of a GenBank genome assembly. Lineage: Eukaryota; Fungi; Basidiomycota; Agaricomycetes; Russulales; Peniophoraceae.
AUGGUCUACCCAGCCAAGAAGCACGCGUUGAAGACGCUCCAAAAGCUCGCUGAGCUGUUACCUGCCGAGGACAAGAUCAAGCCACAAGUGAUCCUCGUCGUAGGCGAAGUAACGCCCUACCGCAACGACACCGACCGCGAACUGCCCUUCCGCCAAGAAUCCAACUUCCACUACCUAACCGGCUGCACCGUCCCCGGAUCCUCGCUCCUCCUCAGCGCCUCCUCCGCCACAUCGUCCGAGUUCCUCACGAACACGCUCUUCGUCCCGCCGAUCGAGCCGGCGGAUCUGAUGUGGAGCGUACCGCCGCCGACGGUCGAGGCGGCGAGGGAGAGCCACGACGUGCCGAGCGUUCAGCACACCACGGAGCUCCCGAAGGCGCUCGCGGACGCGCUGGCGAACGCGAGCGGCGCGCUCGUUCACGUUCUGCCCCUCCAAUCGACUAAAUUCCCGAAAAUCCCGGAGAACCUCGUAACGCUCAGUCAAGCCUCAGCCGGCUCGAGCGUCACGGACGCCUUCCUCCUCCCAGCGCUAGGCAAGGCGCGCCUCAUCAAGGACGCGGAGGAGAUCGAGAGGAUCAGGGUGGCGAAUGCGAUCUCGUCGAGGGCGCACGAGACUGUUAUGAGGGUGCUGGGGCAGGGCGUUCGGGGGCUGAUUCAGGAUGGACGGAAGGAGGGGAAGGAAGGGGAGAGGCCGUUGUUGCCGGGCGAGUGGCUGAUUGAGAAGGAGGCGGAGGCUGAGGCUGUUUUCGUUGCUUCUUGCCGUCGUGAAGGAGCCGUGCACCAGGCGUACCUCCCCAUUGUAGCAGCCUCGACACGCGCCGCGACACUGCAUUACUGCUGCAACGACCGCGAGUUCGCAUGGGGACCCGUGAACGCGCACGACCACAAGAACCGCGCACAGUUCGCGCAUGCUACAGGCGAUAGGGAGAACCGCAAGUUGUUGCCGCAGGUGCUGCUCAUCGACGCUGGAUGCGAGUGGGACUGCUAUGCCGCAGACAUCACGCGUACAAUGCCCGUAGGCAACUCCGGCAAAUUCACCCCCGAAGCCCGCGCGAUCUACUCCCUCGUGCACGAAAUGCAGCUCGCCGCCUUCGAAGCGCUCAAGCCCGGCCUGCACUGGGACGCCGUGCAGCUCCUCUGCCACCGCACGCUCGUCCGCGGCUUCCAGCGCCUCGGCAUCUUCAAGCGCCCGGACUCGCCCGGCAGCGGGUCGUGGAACGCGGAGGAGGCGAUCCUGGCGAGCGGGAUCAGCGCGGCGUUCUUCCCGCAUGGGCUGGGGCACAGUUUGGGGAUGGAUGUGCAUGAUGUGCCGGAGACGAGUAGGCCGGGGGUUAAUGGGACUGUUGCGCCGGUUGCGCUGGGGCAUCCGAGCUUUUAUACCUACUUGCGCUUGAGGUUGCCGUUGGAGGAGAAUAUGGUGGUCACCGUCGAGCCGGGAUGCUACUUCCACCAACACCUUCUCGAGCCCGUGCGCGACUCGAAACAUAUUGAUCACGAGGUUCUCAAACGUUAUGAGAGCGUCGGUGGCGUCAGGAUCGAGGACGUGGUGGUUAUCACGAAGGACGGGUACGAGAACUUGACUACGGUUAAGAGCGAUGUCGAGUGGGUUGAGGGCGUUUGCUCUGGGGAGCUCUGA